AUGGUUGCUUUCAAACCUGCCCUUCUCGUUCUUCUCACCCUCAGCAAUGAGGCCUUUGCGGUCACUUCUGACAUUCUUUGCACCAGCAAACUUGGUACUGCCAGCAUUGCGUCUAACAAAAUUCCCCGGGCUACCACCACCAUCAAAAACCAGGUUACCGUGAUCAAGAGGAUUAUCCGCAAAGCCAACGUGAUUGUGGUUCCUCAACCUCGUACGACAACUAUAACCGAGACGGCAAAGAACACUGUCACAACAGACGCUGCGCCGGAGGUCGAAGUAGCCACCAGCGUUGUCACCAGUAAGGACUUGACUGCCCAAAGCAAGGACCAUCGCUGA
Molecule: messenger RNA, 336 nt
Organism: Fusarium graminearum PH-1
Lineage: Eukaryota; Fungi; Ascomycota; Sordariomycetes; Hypocreales; Nectriaceae
Exons: 1
Coding region: 1-336 (111 amino acids)
Source: RefSeq, a predicted model, not a curated record